Molecule: messenger RNA, 3108 nt
Organism: Lactuca virosa
Lineage: Eukaryota; Viridiplantae; Streptophyta; Magnoliopsida; Asterales; Asteraceae
Source: the annotation of a GenBank genome assembly
AUGAAACUCUCCCCCAUACCAAAUUUUGCUUCUGCUUCUUUGGAGGAAGCCAAUGCUCUUCUUAAAUGGAAAGCAAACCUUGAAAUCCCAAAAAACUCCUUGCUCUCUUCAUGGAUUCCCCUCCCUUUGAAUUCCAGUGCAUCGGUUCCAUGCACUUCUUGGUUUGGAGUAGUUUGCAAUGCUGAUGGGAGCAUUCAGAGGCUAAACCUCAGUUCAUCUGGACUAAAGGGUACGCUUCAUCAAUUUUCAUUCUCAUUGCUACACAAUCUUACUCAUUUUGAUCUCAGUGUAAACAACUUCUUUGGCCCCAUCCCACCAGAAAUCAGACUCCUGUCCAGACUUGUCUAUCUUGAUUUUUCAGAAAAUAAUUUUUCUGGAGUAAUCCCACCUGAAAUAGGGAUGAUGCUAUCCAAUCUUGAGAUAUUUUACCUGAAUGGAAAUAACUUGAUUGGUUCCAUACCACAAGAGAUCGGUCGACUAACCUCUCUCUAUAAGCUUCAAUUGUCUGACAAUUUUCUUCAAGGAGAAUUGCCUCCAACACUGGGAAAUUUAACAAAGUUAGUUCAUCUGUGUCUGUAUAACAAUAAAUUUUCGGGUCAAAUUCCUUCAUCAUUGGGUGAUUUGACAUCUUUGAAUGUCUUUUAUUUGGACCACAAUCAACUCUCUGGUCCCAUUCCUAUCGAAGUAGGGAAUUUGAAGUCUCUCACUGAUCUUAAUGUGAGUGACAAUCAACUUACUGGUUUUAUUCCUUCAUCACUAGCAAACCUGAGCAACCUACAACACCUGUACCUUUUUAAGAACAAAUUAUCUGGUCCCAUUCCUAUUGAACUUGGGAAUUUGAAGUCUCUGAUUGAUCUUACGUUGAACCACAAUCAACUUGUAGGUUCUAUUCCUUCAUCACUAGCAAAUCUGAGCAACUUACAGCGUCUGUACCUCCAUCACAAUAAAUUAUCUGGUCCCAUUCCUAUUAAACUUGGGGAUUUGGAGUCUCUCACUGUGCUUGGGGUGGGUGACAAUCAGAUUAGUGGUUCUAUUCCUUCAACACUAGCAAACCUAAGCAACCUACAGUAUCUGUACCUCAAUGCGAAUAAAUUAUCUGGUACAAUUCCACAGGGAUUAGGAAGUCUAGAAUUGUUUCACCUACAAAUGUACAAUAAUCAAUUGUCUGGCGAUUUGCCUGAUGAUUUGUGCAAUGGGGGAAAGCUUCAAUUGUUAAUAGUUAAUGGCAAUCAACUCACUGGUUCUAUUUCAAGAGGCUUAAAGAAUUGUUCUAGCUUAAUAAGGGCUCGGUUUGAUCAAAAUCAAUUCAGUGGAGAUAUAUCAAAUAGUUUUGGUGUUUAUCCAAUCUUAAAUUACCUUAAUGUCAGUCACAAUAAUUUUCAAGGGCAGCUUUCUCAAAACUGGAGUAAAUGCAAGAAUUUGACAUCCUUAGUGAUGUCCUAUAACAACAUCAGUGGUAGCAUACCACCAGAGUUUGGAAAUUCAACUCAACUACAAAGACUUGAUCUUUCUUCAAAUUGUUUGGUUGGUGAGAUCCCAAGGGAGUUUGAGAAGAUGAAAAGUAUGUUGUAUUUGUACUUGUCUCAUAAUCAACUUUCGGGUAUUAUACCACAGGAGCUCGGAUCACUGCAUCAUCUCCUUGUUCUUGAUCUAUCCAAAAAUAUAUUGAAUGGGUUGAUUCCAACAAGUAUUGGUUAUUGGGCAGGCCUCUACUACUUGAAUCUUAGUAAUAACAACCUCAGUGAAAAAAUCCCAUCUGAGAUUGGUAAAUUAGGUCAACUUACGAAAGUUGAUUUAUCUCACAAUUUGCUCACCAAAGAGAUACCAUCUGAAGUUCAAAGUUUGCAAAGUUUGCAAAAAUUGGAUCUUUCUCACAAUAGACUAUCUGGUUCUAUUCCUGAUACUUUUACAAGUUUGCCUAGCGGGAUUGAUAUCGACCUAUCUUACAAUGAGCUCAAAGGUCCGGUUCCCCAUAGCACUAACUUUGUGAAUGCAUCCAUACAAGGCAAUCCAGGUUUGUGUGGAAAUGUUACAGGGUUAGAUCUUUGUGCAAGUCAAAUUAAAAAGAAGAAAAAUGAUGCAUUUCAUCAUAGGCUUAUCCUUGUAAUUAUGCUCCCCCUUAUUGGGGUAGUUUUACUUGGUUUGUUCAUGUGUGGAAUCAUUGCUCAUCGACAACGGAAAAAAGUUGCUCCACAGAUGCAGUUGGACGAAGAAGGUCAUGAUUUUUUCUCCAUAACAAGUUUUGAUGGAAAUGUAGUUUAUGACGAAAUCUUGAAGGCAACAAAUGAUUUUGAUGAAGCAUAUUGUAUUGGGACCGGAGGAUGCGGCAUUGUGUACAAAGCACAGCUACAACCUAACAAUGUGUUAGCAGUCAAGAAAAUUCAUUCAUCGAUAUCAUUUGAGGAGACUGAUCAUAAUGGUUUCCUUAAUGAGGUACGUGCAUUAACAAACAUAAGGCAUCGAAACAUAGUGAAACUCUAUGGAUAUUGCUCCCAUGCCCGCCACUCAUUUUUGAUUUAUGAAUACCUUGAAAAGGGAAGCCUUGGAUCAAUCUUAAGAAGCAAUGUCUUAGCAAAAGAAUUGGAUUGGUUGAAAAGGGUCAAUAUUGUAAAGGCUGUAGCUAAUGGUUUGGCUUAUAUGCAUCACGACUGCUCACCUCCUAUAAUUCACAGAGACAUAUCCAUUGCCAACAUCCUUCUUGAUUCUGAUUAUGAGGCACAUAUUUCUGAUUUUGGGACCUCCAAGCUUUUAAAGCUAGACUCGUCCAACUGGACUGCAGUUGCUGGUACCUAUGGUUAUAUCGCACCAGAGCUUGCUUAUACAAUGGUGGCAACCGAGAAAUGUGAUGUGUAUAGCUUUGGAGUUGUUGCACUAGAAGUGGUCAUGGGAAAACAUCCUGGAGAACUCAUAACAUUUUUACCAACAUUGUCUACUGAUUAUCUGGUUGCAAUCAAUGUGGGAGAUAGUCGGAUGCCUCCUCCCUCAUCCCAAGUUGAGAAACAAGUUAAGUCAGUUCUGAGUAUCUCAAGAACAUGUUUGAACUCGAAUCCACAUGAAAGGCCAACAAUGCGCCAAGUUUCAAAUCUGUUAGUGAAGGAUCUGCGUUGA